GGCCGUAUCUCUCUCUUUGUCGCCAGGGUUUGCCCUUUUCCAUCACUGAAGACACUUGUUAGGUUACGUCUCAUGGUUUAACUAGGGUUUUGCAGCUUUCAUAUUCAUUUGUCGACAAAACCAGAACGAGAAGGAGAAGAAGAAACUGAGCUUCACCGAAUAUAAUAACAAAUGGGUAAGAAGCGAAAACACAGCGAGACGGUGGUUCCGGCACCAAAGGAAGACACUGCCCCUGAAAGACCCAAGCGGACGAUUAUGGGAUGGAAAGACAAGACCCAAGUGAAGGAACAGACUGAUUCUGCUGUUUUUAGAAACAAAGAGAAAAUCCUUGUUACUUGUUCACGCCGCAUCAGUUACAGGUAUCGGCAUUUGAUGUUGAAUGUUGUUUCUCUCUUGCCACAUUGCAAGAAGGAUAACAAGGUUGAGUCAAAGAGCAGUAAAGGGGCAACGCUGAAUGAGCUUGUUGAGCUAAAAAGCUGUUCUUCUUGCCUAUUUUUUGAGUGCAGGAAACGGAGUGAUUUGUAUCUGUGGAUGGCCAAGUCCCCCAGUGGUCCCUCUGUGAAAUUCUUAGUUAAUGCUGUGCAUACAAUGGAGGAACUGAAGCUCAGUGGAAAUCAUCUAAAAGGGUCACGACCUCUCUUGACUUUCUCUGCAAAUUUUGACAAUGAUGCCCAUUGGAAACUCAUCAAGGAGAUAAUCAUUCAGAUUUUCGGAACUCCAAAGGAGCAUAGGAAAUCAAAGCCUUAUCAUGAUCAUGUCUUUGCUUUCUCCAUUCUUGAUGACCAUAUUUGGUUCCGAAAUUAUCAGAUAGAUGUUCCUCAUAACGAAUCUGAUAAACUUGCUCGAGGAGGCCUUGAUAAAAUGACUCUUGUUGAGGUCGGUCCAAGAUUUUGCCUUAAUCCCAUAAAAAUAUUUGGUGGCAGCUUUGGUGGUCCAACACUUUAUGAGAAUCCGUUUUAUGUAUCCCCAAACCAGAUUAGAGCAUUGGAGAAGAAGCAGAAGGCUGGUAAGUAUGCAAAGAAAGUCAAGGCAAAAACUAGGAGGAAGAUGCAUGAGCUUGAAAAUCCACUGGAGCCAGAUGAGUUUGCUGAUAUGUGGAAAGAGUGAUACAUAUCUGACCUUUUAUUCUGGUGAAAGAAAAAGGGCAUAAAUUUUACUUAUAUAAUACUGUGUCCGUGUGAAAUUGUGGUAAUUGAUAUUUUAUCUUGCAUUUCCCAACUCUUUGAUUUUGUCUUGCAAUGAAUAAUCAAUCAAUUUUUUUUUGUUGAGUGAAUUCAUGUUUUGGUUAGCUAAUGAAUGAUUGUAACAUUUCUUGAGAAGCAAA
Molecule: messenger RNA, 1324 nt
Organism: Tripterygium wilfordii
Lineage: Eukaryota; Viridiplantae; Streptophyta; Magnoliopsida; Celastrales; Celastraceae
Product: ribosome biogenesis protein BRX1 homolog 1
Exons: 9
Coding region: 172-1107 (311 amino acids)
Biological process (GO): rRNA processing; ribosomal large subunit assembly
Cellular component (GO): nucleolus
Molecular function (GO): rRNA binding
Source: RefSeq, a predicted model, not a curated record